GGCGUAACCGCACUGCACCGCGCAGCAGGGCGAGGUCAUACCGAGAUCAUGGCAUUCCUACUAUCCGAAGAGGCCUCCAUAGAGGCAACGACCCACGACAGCUGGACUCCACUCCACGGAGCAUCAUCCAGCGGACAGACCCAAGCCGUGACACUGCUCCUUCAACACGGCGCGAACAUCAACCACCGCAGUCUAGACGAGAAGACACCGCUCCAUCGGGCCUGCCGGGGUGGUCACCUCGAGACCAUCCAGACUCUUUUGGACCAUGGCGCAGACAUCAUGGCCCAAGAUGCAGACGGA
Molecule: messenger RNA, 300 nt
Organism: Aspergillus sclerotioniger CBS 115572
Lineage: Eukaryota; Fungi; Ascomycota; Eurotiomycetes; Eurotiales; Aspergillaceae
Product: ankyrin repeat domain-containing protein
Exons: 1
Molecular function (GO): protein binding
Source: RefSeq, a predicted model, not a curated record